Messenger RNA from Saccoglossus kowalevskii, 3729 nucleotides. Its product is annotated as peroxisomal membrane protein 11C-like. Gene Ontology annotation, cellular component: peroxisomal membrane. Gene Ontology annotation, biological process: peroxisome fission. The record is from RefSeq and is a predicted model, not a curated record. NCBI's taxonomy places the organism in Eukaryota, Metazoa, Hemichordata, Enteropneusta, Harrimaniidae.
GGGUCAACAUGUAGAAUGACCAGAGAUACGGGAGUACGCAGGGUGAUGAUUUUAAUCUAAGCACGCGUUGAUUUGAGCGAAGUACUGCAAUGGAGCUAACAGUCAACAUUUUGGAUAGUUACCGGGGCCGUGAUAAAGUCAUGCGUACAGCAUGUUUCGGUGCCAUGUUGGCCGCGGGUUUGGUUGAAAGGCGAAACAAGGGUAUGUCGACCAGGCUGCAAGUCGUCGUCGGCAGGCUUGCAGCGGCACGGACUGUUCUCCGGUUGUUCGAUGAUAUACCGAUGUUAGCAUGGACAUUGCACUAUGGACUCGGCAAACAGGAAAAGGAUGCCACCAUAAGAUGGUUGAAUGUUGCCAAGAAUAUAUGUGACCAAUGCUUCUUUCCUGUUGAACACAUUGCUUGGGCAGGAGAAGCAAAGAUCAUUGAUGUCAAGUCACCAACCCCGUGGUCAGUAGCCAGUGUUAUGAUAUGGGCAAGUUCAUUGGUGCUUGGUUGUAUUAUAUCAAUUAAAAAGAUGCACACUCUCAAAAUGAAAAAGAAAACUUUACUCGAUGAACUCAGCGCUAGUAAACUAAGGAAUGACAAUUCAGAAGUAUUAAAAGAAAUUCAAGAAUCAGUAAAGAAAGUACUGCUUGAAGAAAAGUUCAAUAAACUUGAUUUACUUGGCAGCGUGACCAACCUUCUAUGUGCGGUGAAUUGGUUUCCACCUGGUAUACUUUGGGCUGGUAAAUUCAGUAUGUCUAUGGUUGGUUUCUUGGCUAGUGUGUCGUCUGUUGUGGGGCUGCACAGGGUAUACGUACAGACCAAGGAAAAGCUGCGAUUAAAAUAUGCAUAGUGAUUAUUCCGGGUUACUCUAUGCAACAUGAAUUUAAUUUUGUUAAAAUGGGCGUGGCAAUUCUUUGUAUAAGGGUUUUUUAAAGCUAUGUGUGUUUAUUUGCUAGAGAUAAUGUCAUAACAUGCCACAAACAAUACAGGAAUAUUUUUGGUCUUACAAAUCAUGAUUUGAAUGUAAAACAAGAUUAGACCCUGACAGGUUUAUAAAGUUAAUUUUUAAUAGCCUGCACCACUCUUUCUUUAUUCUAUUGAAUAACUAAACUUAUAGAAAAAAAACUAAUGAUGACAAUUUUUUACCGGAUUUAUAUGCAUUUACAAAGUUGAUUGGAUUGUACAUUGUGGGGAUGAUUUUACAUCUUUCAUACCUAAUUUUCAUUUUUUCUCCUGAUGAAACAGGAUCAUUAUGGAGAUGAAUGCAUUUGGAUAUGUACAUUGUGAUUUGUCAACCAAUUAGAGCAUGUCUUACUAAAAAACAUACUGUAACAUGCGUUACGAUUGGCUAAUUGACGUGGAAAUUGGAUAUGCAAAUUUCUCAGAUUAGGAGAGAUUCCUUCACAACUUGUGUGCUUUCACAGCACUGCAUGACAUACCGGCGUUUUAAUGAAACCUUCGGGAUUAAGAGUUCAAACAUUGAAAUUCUGUCUACCCCUGGUUUGGGCAGUGUGUAUAUCAUAUUCCAUACCCUAACUCAUUCUGUUAGCGUGUAAUACAUGCUUCAAGAUGGUGAAUGGUUGUUGUAGUUUGCAUUUGUUUUUUUAAUUUUAAAAAAAUGUUUAAAUCUUAACGAAAUACGCAGGAUGGAACAAUUUUCGAGUUGAUUUUUAAAACAAAUUGACAAUUUGAAAAAAAAAAUAAUAAAAAUAUUUACAAAAAAGGAUAAUUUAAUAAUAGAAAACACAUGCACCACACAUUUAACAGAGAAAGACAAAACAAAUACAUCAACAUAAUCCUGAAAAUUAAUCUAGCUCAAAAAUUAAAGUCAACUAAUUAUAAUUAGCACAUUUUUUUAUCAUCUACCAGAGAUUUCGUUCAACUUCUUAAUUGUUAUUUUAAAACAGAUGAUUACGUAGUGCUGUUUAAUCUGAGUUAGUCUCUCAGCAUUUUAAAGCAAUACAGUCAUAUUACUUUGUUUUUAGACAGAAUCCGAUGGCUAGUGAUCAAAUUGACAAUGUUGCCAUACUACGUUAAGCUGAACAUUUUUUUCUUUGCGGCGCCACCACUGACGUUAUUGUUGCAUUUAAACUGAUAAAAACACGUUACUGACGCCACUGUCAGACACUAGGGUAAACAACUACUGAUAUUGAUAGUUCGCUAGCUAGUUUUAUACUUCUCUGCAAUUUAAAACUGCGUGCCCGAAGUAUAUGAUUUACACAUUUACUAACGAAACACGCUCAAUAGUUAACAAUAAUAUUAUUUUGAGACAUUGAUCUAGACAACAAACUUUUUAAAUCGCUUCAAAUUUCAACGAGACAGAAGCAGUGGCGAAAUUGUAGCAAUACUAGGUUGUGAAAUUGUAAUACUCUGAAAAUUGUGAACACAGCUCACAGCAAAGAUUCAACAGAUUACAAAUGCAAGAACACAGCAACGAACAAUUUCCAAAUGCCAAACGAAAUAGACGGUGGAAGCUCUCGUUUCAAAAUCAAAAUAUUUUUCAUUUUAUCAUUCUUUGUAGUCGUAAACACUACUUUCAAAUACAAGAAAACAAAAUAUGCAAGUAAAAAAAUUAAUGUUUACGUGGUGACUGAAAUCUGCUAUGCUAAGACAAGCUACCGGAAACCAGCUAGAAAAAAAAAACUCAAACUAUUUUCAAAGGCCACUGUCUCUAUGCGGGGGAAAUGGACGGCGGUGGAAAUGUUGGCAACGAUGUCUGAGUAUAUGUCUGUAUUUAGUGAGUGGCGACAGCGUUUUUAUCAGUAUGACGCGCCAUCUUUAAAAAAAAAAGUGCUCAAUUGUUCAUUGUUCUGAUAAACAGUAUGGCAACUUUUCUCAUGUAAUUAUCGAUGUGAAAUCAGUGAUUCCGUCGUUGUGGAAAUUUUGGCAGAGAAGUAAGUAAGAUAUUGAUCAUACUGUUCGUAUAUGAUAUAUUGAUCACAUCUUCGUCUUUGGUAUGCGGAGAUAGUACUUGUGUAAGACUCAUUUUCUAUUUUUACUGAAUUUACUUCUAAUUUAUGCAAAUAUUUUUAACGUACAGUGCUGUCGGAUCAGCUGAAAGGCUGUCUGUAUUUCUAUGUAAUUAGUUUAAAUAUUAUAUAGCACUAACACACGACCAAUUAGUUUUUGUGCAUACUAAUUAGCUAAUUUACAUGACAGAUACAUAUGUCAGAAUGUUCUUUAUGCAUAUUGUCAUCAAAUGUUUCAAAUGAACCUGAACUAAAUGUAUAGCUAUUUAAUCUCAAUCUGUAUAGUAAACAAUACAGUUAAUAUUUCACAUUAUAUAGCACCAACACACGACCAAUAAGUUUUUGUGCAUACUAAUUAGCUAAUUUACAUGACAUACAUAUGUCAGAGUGUUCUUUAUGCAUAUUGUCAUCAAAUGUUUCAAAUGAACCUGAACUAAAUGUAUAGCUUUUUAAUCUCAAUCUGUAUAGUAAACAAUAAAGUCAAUAUGUCAUUGACUUUAUACCGUUAAACAAGACAGAACUAUGUUGUUAGCAUAACAUGUUCUUGCUUUUUAAUCUAUAUAUUUUGCGUAAAAACUAUUCUUGCAGCAACAUAUUAUGCUAGGUGGAAUACUUGUACGAAAUUAAAAUGAAGCUAAAAGUAAAUAUGUGUUCUAACAUAAAUCAUUCUUCUAACUGUCUAGGAGCUAUUUUAAACUACAUAACUGGAACAUCAUUGUAUUUUACCCUAUGUAAAUUCAUGUGGCAAAUGUAUUAGACUGGCCCAGUACUAAU